Molecule: messenger RNA, 795 nt
Organism: Oppiella nova
Lineage: Eukaryota; Metazoa; Arthropoda; Arachnida; Sarcoptiformes; Oppiidae
Source: the annotation of a GenBank genome assembly
UCGCGGUUUGGUGUGAGAAGUGAUUACCAAAACUAUGUCAUCAAACGGUUGGCAGAGUUUGGCCGGAAGUAUAAGUUAUUCGGCGCACAGACAGUGGUGUCGACCGCCGACUGUCUUACCCGUGAGGGGGCUGAGCGACUCGUGUCAGAGGCGGGACAGUUGGGUCCCAUUGGAGGGGUGUUCCACUUGACUCUACUAUUACACGACAGUCUUAUUGAAUCUCAAAGUGUGGAGAAUUUUACGGAAACUGUAGAAAAUAAGAGCAAAAUAUUUGCCCAUUUGGAUCAGGUGACCAGGGCACUUCCCUAUAAACUCGAUUAUUUCGUGGUGUUCUCAUCACUGGCCUGUGGUAAGGGAAAUGCCGGUCAGUCUAACUACGCGUUUGGGAACUCCAUGUGUGAACGCAUUUGCGAAGAGAGGCGUAGGGUUGGUCUGCACGGACUGUCCAUACAAUACGGACCCAUUGGUGAUGUGGGCGCACUGUCUGAAAAGGACCAGGCUGUUCAGUUGUCUAACCUGCGUAAACAGCGCAUUAAUUCUGUGUUGGAAGUACUGGAUAAGUUGCUGGCUGUUAAUAAGACAAUUGUUACCUCUUUUGUUAAAGCUGAACGCAUUAUGCAAUCGGGUAGUCGUCAAAAACGUAUGGUUAAAGAGUUAUGGCGUGCGCUCGGCAUAGACCCGGACACUACUCCCGAUCACUUAACCCUCGGGGAGAUUGGGUUGGAGUCGAUGUUUGCGGUGGAGUUACAGCAGGAACUGGAGAGGGAGUGGAACAUCAAGAUGUCUAUAAAUCAC